Molecule: messenger RNA, 368 nt
Organism: Paraglomus occultum
Lineage: Eukaryota; Fungi; Glomeromycota; Glomeromycetes; Paraglomerales; Paraglomeraceae
Source: the annotation of a GenBank genome assembly
UAAUAUCACAAGCACAGAUAUUCAUGCUGUUCUAUGUGUUUUCUCAAUUCAUAAACAAUAAAGCGCUUUAUGAAUCGUUCGGCUUCACCACCAUGCCAGUGUUAAUUGGAUUAUUCUUAUUCCAAUCAAUAUAUGCACCCGUCGAGACUGUGACAACGUUCUUAAUGAACGUUCUCAGCAGGAAGCACGAAUUUGAGGCUGAUGCAUAUGCCAAAAAGCUAGGAUUCGGUGCUCAGUUGCGCUCCGGGCUUAUUAAAAUCCAACUCAAGAAUCUAACAAAUAUAAAUAACGAUGAUUGGUAUUCGAAAUACCACUUCUCCCAUCCACCUCUUCCAGAAAGACUGAACGCUUUGGAGAAGACUGAAUAG